This is a messenger RNA of Chrysoperla carnea, 3486 nucleotides long. RefSeq names its product GPI ethanolamine phosphate transferase 3 (gene PIG-O). The coding region runs from base 132 to 3380 and encodes 1082 amino acids. The record is from RefSeq and is a predicted model, not a curated record. The transcript has 5 exons. NCBI's taxonomy places the organism in Eukaryota, Metazoa, Arthropoda, Insecta, Neuroptera, Chrysopidae. Gene Ontology annotation, cellular component: endoplasmic reticulum membrane. Gene Ontology annotation, molecular function: mannose-ethanolamine phosphotransferase activity. Gene Ontology annotation, biological process: GPI anchor biosynthetic process.
UAAAAUAUUUAGGUUAUGGUCGCCCUGUAAUAAGUAAAACUAAACUGUUCGAACUUAGAAAAGAGAGCAUGUUUUGAAAGAUUAGUUUGGAAUAUAAAUAAAUAAAACCUCACACAAAUGAGUAGAGUAAAAUGGAAAAACAGUGGUGUUAUUUCUUCUUUUUAUUAUGGCUCUCAUAUUUGAUGGUAUCGAGUGUAUUAAUGUUUACUCGUGGAUUUUUACUGACACGCAUCGAACAAACAAAUAUCUCAACAUGUACUCCAUAUACAGAUAUACCAUGUACCCCAAAUGGGGCAAGUACGUUAAAUAUUACGAACGGUAAUGUCUACACAUGUUCCCAAGAGGAUAAAUUUAUGUCCCUUUUACGGGACAUGUACACUUCAACUAGUGUAUGUUUACCCCAAAAAUCAAAAGUGUUAUUAAUUGUGAUAGAUGCAUUGCGUUACGAUUUUAUGACAUAUGAUCCAAGAAACACAAAUCCUUUACCAUUCGAAAAUAAAAUGCCUAUAUUUAAUGAAUUAUUACAAGAAGCUUCAGAUCGAUCUCGAAUGUAUCGAUUUAUUGCUGAUGCUCCAACUACAACCUUACAAAGACUUAAAGGAUUAACUACAGGGUCGUUGCCAACAUUUAUUGAUGCUGGUUCAAAUUUUGCCGAUCAUAAUAUUACGGAGGAUAAUAUCAUUGAUCAGUUACUUCGACAUAAUAAACGUAUUAUCUUUUUGGGUGAUGAUAUUUGGGAUAGUAUUUAUCCAAAACGUUUCCACCGGAAAUUUUCGUAUCCGGGCCUAAAUACAUGGGAUUUAGAUACUGUGGAUAAUGGAGUGUAUAAGCAUUUGUUACCAGAAAUACGUAAAAAUGAUUGGGAUAUGAUGGUUGUACAUUUGUCAGGAGUUGAUCAUGUGGGACAUCGUUUUGGACCAUACCAUAGUGAAAUGGAACGAAAAUUAACUGAAAUGAAUAACGCUAUCAAGCAAAUUGUGAAUAUUUUGGAAGAAGACAUGCUGCUGUAUGUAAUAAGCGAUCAUGGGAGUACCAAAGCUGGUGAUCAUGGAGGUGAUAGCGAAAUGGAAUUAGAAGCAGCCAUGUUCGCAUACUCACCGAUGCUACCAUUUAUCAAUCGUAAACUUGUAGCUGGUAGCGAUACAGUAAAACAAAUCGACUUAGUUUCCACUCUCGCAACGGUAUUAGGUGUUCCGAUACCAUAUUCUAGUAUCGGCACCGUUAUAUUCGAUUCCCUACCUACAUCAAAUAAAUCCCAAAUUCCGUACUCGGAUUGGCAAUACGCUUUACUGAUUUUAUGGAAGAACAUCCAACAAGUGACAACUUACAUUGAACAAUAUUCAAAACAAAGUGAUCAAUUUCACCGGGAUAAGUUAGAAAUUUUGGAUGAAAAAUAUAAAGAACUUUUAUUUCGAAUAAACGGUAUUCGAAAUGAGAUCCAAUUUCAGAAUUUGAUUCGAGAUGCUCGGGAAUAUAUGGAAUUCGCUCAACAAAUGUGUGAAGAUGUUUGGGUACAAUUUGAUAGUUUUUCAAUGUCGCGCGGUUUGUUGUUAAUGUUUUUAACGAUAUUUUUCGGGUAUAUGUUAAUUGACGGAAUCCCUGGAGAUCGUCUUCCAGAAAUUUUCAUGAGCUCUUUUAUUUUAUGCUCGUAUAUAGUCAUGUUAAUUGUUGCUUUUGGAAGUAUUAUUUGUUAUUAUUUAAAUUUUGUUGAAAAUUUAGAGCUAACUUUGUUUUUCUCAACUGGUAUGGCGUCCAUUUUUAUGUUAGCUAUGCUUGUGAUACAAAAUUGGGAAAUGAUUGCGAUUUAUUGGUAUGAUAGUAAUAAAAACCGCGAUUGGUUAGGAAUUUGUUGCCGAAUUAUAAUGUUGUUAAGUAUUUCUGGUUUGUUUUCGAAUAGUUACAUUGUUGAAGAAGGUUUUGUUCUUCAAUUUUUAGCUUUAACUUUAAUAUGGCUAUCGGUAUAUCACGUCGGUUCAGGUACUCCCAAAACUAAAUCAGUGUUACAUUGGUUUAAAUCUCAAUGGACGUCUACCAAAAUAAAAUUAAUUACCCUGGGAGUUGUGGUUAGUGUUAUUGUUCGAGCUUCACAAUUUUUCUGGCGAUGUCGCGAAGAGCAGAACGCAUGGUGCCAUGAUGUAAUCUUACAUCAUAAAAAAUUCGAUAAACCUUCAUUAAAAUCUGCAAUUAAAAUUGAAAUUAUUUUUGCACUUGUAGGGCUAGCUUUAUUUGUAACCGUUACACGUAUUUGGUUACGUAGCUGUGGAAAUUUAGUAGGAUUUUCACCCACAAUUACAAUAAUGCGUUAUUUACCAUCUGUUGCGGUUGUAUGUAUGGGUGGAUAUUGGGUCUUACAUGACCUCCCAAAGGAAAUCAAAACGAAAAUUAUUACAUCGUGGCAAGUGGACGUUUUUGUGUGGAUUAUAUACACAAUAAUUUUAAUUGCAAUUGUUUCACUUUUUUUACAACCACUUUGUAUUUAUGUAUUGCCAAAGAAAAAGGAGAAAGUGUCCGUAUAUGGUCGCAAAAAUAUAAUCCCGCAAUUGUUUCAUCAUGUUAAAGGAUUGUAUAAGGAACGGAAUCAGCCAGCCAAUAAUGAAGAUGAUACGCCAAUUGUGUGUGGUUUGGGAACUGUUUACAGUGCAACCUAUGUUGUACUUAGUGUAUUUGUUUUGUUGUUAGUUGGUUUACUGUUGGGUGAUGUGACCGCCCCAUCUGCUGUUCUCAUGUACACGAGUGCUGUUGUUGUUUUAGCCAUUUUGUCGGUCAUGCAUUAUGAGAAAGCAACGAAUUUAGUUCAAUUAUUCGACGUCUCCAACACAAGCAUAUUCUGUUGGCUGUUAUUAUGCCAAUACUUUUUCUAUGGAACAGGACAUCAACCAACAUUUCCCAAUAUACAUUGGGCAGCUGCAUUUGUGGGUACCGGUGGUAAUUUUAUACAUAACUCAAUACCAGCCACAUUGAUUGGUAUCAAUACGUUUGGAUCUCAUAUUAUGUUUGGACUAACGAUACCAUUGUUAUUAAUUGCACCAUUUACGUUAUAUAUAAUGUUCCCGAAUUUAUUUCGUAACGAUGAUCGAAAAGAGAUGCGACGUGGUGAACUAAUAUUGUAUGAGCGUGAUGGCAGUCUUUUAAGUGGUGUAUUUAUACUUAGUUGUAAAUAUAUUAUAUUUUAUGGAAUUCGUAUGUUCGUGUGUAUGCUUGCAUCAACGAUUCAUUGUCGUCAUCUAAUGGUUUGGGCAAUAUUUGCACCAAAAUUGAUAUUUGAAGGUCUGGGAUUAUUUGUAACACUUCCAGCAGUUUUAAUUUCAUAUUUAUUACUUAUAAGAAUUAAUACACGUGUUGAUAAUCUAAUCGUUAGUCUUGAAAAGCAAUGUAGAUGAUAAGCGGAUUCUUUUUAAAAUCGUUUAAAAGUCAAUCCUUUUUUCAAAAUGUUUUUUUCAUUGUUUUAUUAGUGCAAUAUUUUUAAUUUAAAUUUUUAAUGAAAAA